AUGAACUCCAAAUCAUAUAAUCGUCCUAUGACUCAUCAGGAGUACAUUCACACAAAAUAUCUUUCUCAAGGUGACUACGAGACUAAAGAAAAAAAGAGAAAAAUUAAAAAACGUGUAAAAAUCGUUGAUGAUGACGUUGAUUUUCGGACGUUAGGCAAAGUGGACAGCGACGAGGAGGAGCUAUAUUUUGGAACAAAAGAAGAAAAGCCCAUCAUUGCUGGUGUGAUUGACGAAAGACCACUUGCUGACAAGGACCGCUCAAAAUGGAAACGAUUAGGAGACGAUAAUGAGGUCAAAAUUAAAAGCGAGGACGAAGACGACACAACUACGUCAGUGGCCAACACCUCCAGCAAAUCAAAGGCUAAAACUCUUUCUGGUAAAAGAGCCGGCCUUUCAAAUGCAAAAGAAAUUCGCAAAGAACUUGAUGAAUUGAAGCGGAAAAAUGAAAAGUUCAUGAAAGGCUUAAGCGACGAGCAAUCUGGAAAGAAUGCACAAACGGUAUUUCGUGAUCGCAAAACCGGAAAAAUUCGGGACAUGGAAAAGGAGCUGGCCGAAAAGGAAAAAGAAGAUCGUGAAAAAGAACUGAAAGAAGCUGCAAAGAAGGCAACCUAUGACAAGUGGUCUAAAGGCUUAGUUCAACGUGAAGCCCAUUUAGAAAGGCUAGAAAGUGAUCUGCAUGAAAUGUCAAAGCCUUUAGCUCGAUACGGAGACGACUCUGAUUUGGAUAAACUGCUCCGUGAUAAAGAGCGCCUUGAUGAUCCGAUGCUCCAGGAAAUUCGGAAAAAGCGGGAAGAGGAGGAAAAAGCACGCAAUCCAAAUAUAAAAGUGUUUCCCAAAUAUAAGGGGCCUCCACCGCCGCCCAAUCGUUUCAACAUUCAACCAGGUUAUCGCUGGGACGGUGUCGACCGCUCCACUGGCUAUGAGGCCAAGAUCUUCUUGCGCCAGUCAAAUGCUGAGGCCAACCAAGAGGAGGCGUACCGGUGGAGCACUCAAGACAUGUAA
Rhagoletis zephyria (snowberry fruit fly) is the source of this 1002-nucleotide messenger RNA. The record is from RefSeq and is a predicted model, not a curated record. Lineage: Eukaryota; Metazoa; Arthropoda; Insecta; Diptera; Tephritidae.